AUGUCGAAAUCGUCUGCGCAGCCACGCCUCACGCCACAAUUCUGCUUCAACCAAACUGCACUACGAGACUUUCUCCGUAUAUCACGCGGUACCAUUGACGACUCGAUAACACAGAACCUAAAUGCCCUCCUAACGCCCGCACAACGAGGCUUUGAUCCUACAUCCACGAGCACAAGACAAUUGUCGCCGCCUGGCCAUGGGCGAUCAUUACAACCAGAGCAAUGCGAAGGGUUCAAGGAGAAAAUACUGUUCCCAAGUUGGGCAAUACGAUCGGACGUACUGGACUAUUGCGCUGGUGUAGCAAUAUCACCGGAUCCUGAUGAUCCAGAAAGCAUACUGCGACAGAUUGAGGACUCCAAGGCACGAGAGCGGACGGUAGAUGAGCGCUUAGACCCAUACUCGGGUCGCUACUUUCCCCAAGAGGCGAGGACAGAGAGCUUGGCUAUGCUGAUGCGGAACGAGAGAGCAGUGGAGAAGAUUAUACGGAUGAGGACCUGGGGUGUGGUGGGCGAACGGUGUGGCAUGACGAGCGAAUCCGCCGAGGCUGCGUUUGACAAAUGGAGGAGCACACAACCGAGAUAGUGUAGGUGUGAGAGCUGAAGGUUCGUUCCAUAGCGCGCUGGAGAUACAGCAUAUCAUCUCUACUCACAUGUCCUUAGGCAUAAGCGAUGGCGUUAGUCGCGUGCAACGUCUACCUAGAGUAUCAUGGACGAUUAAGUAGAACUGUACAUUACACUCUCAAUAGCAUAAUAGACCGUUACAGCAGAAA
Pyrenophora tritici-repentis Pt-1C-BFP is the source of this 769-nucleotide messenger RNA. RefSeq names its product caffeine-induced death protein Cid2. The record is from RefSeq and is a predicted model, not a curated record. NCBI's taxonomy places the organism in Eukaryota, Fungi, Ascomycota, Dothideomycetes, Pleosporales, Pleosporaceae. Gene Ontology annotation, cellular component: mitochondrial intermembrane space; mitochondrion.